AUGUCGGAGCUCGCCUUCGGAAGUCCUGAUUCUGCCUUGCCACUGGGCAAUGUUGAUAAGGGAGAAGAGAGUACGGUAAAUGCUGCGCAAGUCCACUAUUCCUAUAAACCAAUCUACUACGCCGCCAGGGGCACACAGUGGAUAUCUUUGUUCGCGACGAUCGAAAUGGCGGAGACUAGAGGAAACUUUAUCUACUUUGCUAGCGGCGGCGGCGGCGGUGGUGGUGGUGGUGGUGGUGGUGAUGGUGGUGGUGGUGGUUGCGGUGACGGUGGCGAUGGUGGUUAG
Molecule: messenger RNA, 285 nt
Organism: Spirometra erinaceieuropaei
Lineage: Eukaryota; Metazoa; Platyhelminthes; Cestoda; Diphyllobothriidea; Diphyllobothriidae
Source: the annotation of a GenBank genome assembly